AUGCCUGAGGAAAAGAAAGAUCCUACCGUACAUUUCGUAGCAGGUGCUGUAUCAGCGCUUGUCUCCUGUGUGGGGCUACAACCUUUUGAUUUAAUUAAAACAAGAAUACAGCAACAAAAGCAAGAUCACCUCGUUAUCUUGAAAGAUGGAAAGAGAUUAAAUCCAUUAAAUAGCACGAUUGUAUCAACUAUAAAAGAGAUCACUUCCAAAAAUUCCGUGCUUGGUUUAUGGCGAGGAACAGUACCAACUAUACUUCGAAACGUUCCUGGACAAGGAUUAUAUUUCCUUACUCUAUCAGAGAUUCGACAUUUGUUUAGUCAGAGUCGUUUAAUAUCCUCUGCUAAAGUAAAAUCAGAUGACUCUGUAUCGUUACUGCCAGUAUUGUCAAAGAGGGAAAAUCUUAUUGCAGGGAUGACUGCGCGAGCUACUGUCGGUUUCAUCAUGAUGCCAAUCACAGUCAUUAAAGUUAGAUAUGAGAGUAAUAUCUAUAAUUAUAAGAGUAUCUGGGAUGCACUAAUAUCAAUUGUGCGAUUAUUCGCUGGAUAUGGUGCGACCGCAAUAAGAGACGCCCCACAAGCAGGGUUGUAUAUUCUAUUUUAUGAGAAUGCAAAGUCAAAGAUUGGAGAAUGGAAGACGGCCAAUUCGUACUCUAUAGCAUCGCCCGUAAUACACAUGUCAUCCGCAAUAUUCGCCAGUGUUGCAGCAACAGUCACUACUCAACCAUUUGACAUGUUAAAGACGCGAAUGCAGUUGAAACCGUCCAAAUACUCUAAUACCUGGCAAUCGGCACGUUUAGUGUUUAAGGAAGAAGGAAUCAUAGGCUUCUUUGACGAAGAUGCAAAAGAACCCUUGCCCGGUGAUAUCUUAAACGACCGAAGACGAUCUCGAAGAUUGAGCAAUAUAAAUAAUCAUGGCAUUGCGACAUCCGAUGUCAGCUCACCAAAUCCACGACCAAUAGAUUCUACGACAACACCAUCAGUACCGCUAGCAGCCGAUCAACUGUAUCCAAAUGAACAUUCUCGAGAGAACGAACCAAGUGCCUACCCAAAAAAAGAGGACCUGCUACGAACGGAACAGAUUUUUCAUUUACAACCUUACUAUCAAGCUACUUCAGAGGGGACAAGGAAAAAACCUAAAAGACCCAUAAUUCGCCCCAUUACGUCUAAUGCAAGUGCUCCCAAUUUGUUUGAAGGCAUUGGAAAGACUCCCAGCGAAUAUGUCAAGGGGAUUCCUCAAAAACAAAGGUCCUUUGUUUCUCCACAACAAGUAUUACGUCAACCACCGCGAACUCCAAAAGACGACCGUCACGUUCGUGCCAAGGAAAAUAGCGAUGAUGACGACUUUGACGAUAUUCGCGGUCAAGAUUUCUUACGCUACGAACAUCAUGAACAAGUUAACCUUCUCUCUUCUGCGCUCGAAAAGACCAGAAACAGACUUAAAGCAAAGGUUGAAGAGUCCCGGACGUUAAAAAGGGAAACAGAUGAAAAGUGCAGGCAAUAUGAAGAACAGAUUCAAGAAACACAAAAGCGAAAUGAAGAGCUUAGGAAAGAGAAAGAACAGUUAAACAGUAGUUAUGCGGAAGCGUGUCGGGAGAAGGAAGAACUAUAUCGGCAAUUGAACAGAGCUAAUGAAGAAAAAGAGGCUGCAAAGCACGAGGCUGAUAAAUUGAUAUUACAGCAGAGGACUAAUAAUGAUAAUGUUGAAGCAGAGGUCCGGACAUUGCGCAAAGAAAUGCAAAAGCUGAAAGAAGAAGCUUCAGCUUAUCAAUCGGCUCUUGGUUCGGCAACCAACAUCCGAUGGAGCGAUGACGACUCUAACAAUUCAGUCCAACUUACCAAGGCGAUCAACGAUCUCCAUCACCUUCUUAGCGACUUUUGUAAAGUCAAAGGUGCUAACGUGAAAAUCAACGAGGAAGCAGCCGCAGAUCUACUACAUCGAUAUAAAUGCAACACAAAGAUAACAGAUAAACGACCAAAACCUGUUCUGAGUGCUUGUCUUCAACGACUAGUUUUAGAAACGAUAUUCUCACAUAUAGAUACUUUUAUAGAUGGUAGUCUUGGAAUAGUUAUUAAUGGACGCCAAAUACCGGAUGAAAAUCUCGAGGCAUCAAUUAUAAGCACGACAAGUCAACUCGUUUCUUUAGUUGGUCAGUUCUCUUCGUCUCGCAAAGGCAGUGAUCAAUUAACGUCUAUCACUCCAAUAAAAAUACGGCAACAAAUCUAUGCUGUUCUAGGCUCGCGAGCAUUUGUAAACUCGUCCCACCCCUUCAUUAAGAACUUGACCAACGACCUCCUCGCAACUAUGUCGCGAUAUCGUGUUCUUACUCUCGAAGGCAGAAAAAAAGAAGAAGCUAUGAUGGAAGUACAGGAUCUAAUUCAGCAGGCGGUACAUCUAUACUUUGGAUUCCACGCACAGGAGCCGGUACCAGAAUUUAAGUUUUUCUUUGAGAGUGGAGAAAAAUUGACACCGAGUACGAUGGCCGGGCCGUGGAAUGAAGAAGAAGUCGAAAAUUUAGAAGUGGAGAUAUGUUCAUUCCCUUUUGUAAGGAUAGCCGAUACGAAUAGAGUGCUGAGCAAGGCCCAAGUGAUACCGAGAGGAAAAAACGGAAUGAAUGAAAUAGAUGAGGAGACGUAUAAAGGUAGUUUUUUUUGA
This is a messenger RNA of Paraglomus brasilianum, 2652 nucleotides long. Lineage: Eukaryota; Fungi; Glomeromycota; Glomeromycetes; Paraglomerales; Paraglomeraceae. The record is from the annotation of a GenBank genome assembly.